UACGCACGCGACGAGCACUGAGCUAGGUGAUCGUGCACCUGGGUCGUUUUUUUUUUUCUCCUCCGAGACUCCGGGUCUAUGGGCAGAUCCUCCUGUCCAAAUUUAUUCCACGGUUAUCAUUCCACUGUGUCCGUUAUGUCUAGAGAAUUCCUUUUUCAAUGUUUCUUGUGUGAUUUCAAAUCACCCUAUGAUUACUUCGGUCGCAAACCGCCGUUUGUGAAAUCGGUGAGAUUAAUAGAUAAAGCCUAUGUGUUAAAGGACCCUUUUGCACCAGAAGGAAGACAUAUCACAGUAGGAUCACACUGCUCAGUCUGUGAGCAAGCAGUUUGUGCCGGUCAGGAUUGUAGCUUAUUCUACACAAGAUGGUUUUGCCUUCCGUGCGUAAAGAAGAAUAUCAACGAGUUUCCUCAAGAAAUUCUACAGGAGGUAGAAAAGAAAGGCAGUUUAGCUAAAGACUGAGGACUUCAUGAACUCACCAAGAAGACUCCUUUCCAGUGUCUACGUCAUCCAAUAAUGAUAUAGCACAGGAUAGUAGGAACUGACCAAGAUGGAAGUUUACACUUACAGGAAAAGUGUACAGUGCAUGGUAAAUGUAUGGACCUGCAGUGGACUACAUGCCUCUCUUUAACCUGAAUGGUGAAUCGUGGCCGGCCAAGCACUGCUGUCACCCUGAAUGGUGAAUCGUGGCCGGCCAAGCACUGCUGUCACCAUGAAUGGUGAAUCGUGGCCGGCCAAGCACUGCUGUCACCCACACACUAAUACAUCUACAUUCUGUUGAGGGUUUGUGCACAUUCAGCUGAGAAUGGUUUUGUGCACAUUUUUGUACACAUUAAUUGAGGGUUUGUGCACAUUCAA
This is a messenger RNA of Acanthaster planci (crown-of-thorns starfish), 855 nucleotides long. Its product is annotated as cysteine-rich DPF motif domain-containing protein 1-like. The record is from RefSeq and is a predicted model, not a curated record. Lineage: Eukaryota; Metazoa; Echinodermata; Asteroidea; Valvatida; Acanthasteridae.